AUGGCGCAAGCAGUUCCCUUCGCAAUCCAACUUGCCUCUACGCAUUCAAAUGGGAAAGAUGCUACCACGGACACGAACGCGCUGUUGAGCCGUCUGCUCGAAACCAAUCCUGUGUUGCUGUUGGCUGCAAUACUCACGGGAAGCAGCUCUGAUCGAGAGUUUGAAAAACAAGCAGACAACCUUUUCCGGCAUGUCCUGGCUGACCGAGUCAUCGUGAGAGGACAAACUAGCCUGGAACUCCUUCAGGACCUUCUGACGUAUUUGGCCUGGUAUCACCGUCGCUUUGAGUUGGAAACCCACCAAGUCUACCAGUUCCUGCAACUCGCAAAUGGCAUGGUUGCUGAUUUGGGAUUUCCCAAGAAGUUCUCAAAGGCGAGCAUCCCUUCACCGCAGCAAGAGGCAGACUCAAAUGAAAUCCGGGCGUUUCUGCUGUGCUACUACCUCAACUGUGGAGGUGGUGUCUUGGGGUACGACAGGGCGGAGAACAUGCGAUGCAUCGACAGUUUGAGGAAUGCUGCGAUGAUAUUGGCCACCAUAUCGCAAAGACCGCAAGACAAAGAAGCCCCGGCCUUGGUGGAGCUGCUGCAUCUUGUGGUACGCUAUCACACUGCUCGCGUUUCGUCGAACUGUGCUGCAAAGCUUCCGGAACCAGGAUUCAGCUUGCUCAAAGACUGGCAGACGACGUUCCUGCACCCACAGACAUCAUCAACCGUAAGAUCGACCUUCCACUUUACCGCAGCAUACAGUCUGCUCAAGUCCUCGACCGCAAAAUCACCGUCGCCCGCGGGUGUCCAAGUUUGUGUCGAUCACUUCCAACAACUGCUUUCGAAUAUCCUCGAUCAAGAGUUGUCCUACCUCGUUCGCAUGGGCAUUGUUGAAUGGGCACACUUGAUCACGACUUUAUUUCUUCUGGCUCGGCUCGGGUGUCUGGCAGCCACUGGUGGUCCUCCCGCCGAUUCAGUACAUCCGUGGUCAGUGCAUGAGUAUAUUGAACGCUUUCGAUCUCUGCACAACAGCUUGUCUCAAGCGGAACCAGAAGCGGACAUUGCUCUGCGUGCGCCUCACUUGCUGAGCUGGCUGGACAGGAUAUUGGUCGCAGUGGCGGAGCGGGCACGGUCUUUCAAAGCACAUCAAGACGAAUCUUCCACCGACAUUGGUCACCGAGGCUCAGCGUACGAGCUUGUUAAUUCCUUUCUCGAAAAUGACAAAUCGGCCUCAACUCGAGCUCUGCAGACUCCAGGUACAUCAAACGCGGAGCCGAGACUCGGUGGGGAGGACUUUUGGAGCGAGUUCAUGUCAGACUGGCUGAAUUGGUAG
This is a messenger RNA of Cladophialophora carrionii CBS 160.54, 1317 nucleotides long. RefSeq lists its product as uncharacterized. The transcript has a single exon. Gene Ontology annotation, cellular component: nucleus. Lineage: Eukaryota; Fungi; Ascomycota; Eurotiomycetes; Chaetothyriales; Herpotrichiellaceae. Gene Ontology annotation, biological process: regulation of DNA-templated transcription. Gene Ontology annotation, molecular function: DNA-binding transcription factor activity, RNA polymerase II-specific; transcription cis-regulatory region binding. Bases 1 to 1317 code for a protein of 438 amino acids. The record is from RefSeq and is a predicted model, not a curated record.